AUGAAAGUAUUAUCACUUCUGUCGGUGUUGUUGUUUUGCGGCUUGGGCGCCCAAGGGAUCCCUUACGGAGGUAGAGCUGUCGCUUGCCCCGAUUCUUUUCUAAUUACCCCUUGUGUCUGCACUUUAAAUGGCCAACAGAUCGAUAUGACCUGCUCCGGUCUAUCAACCUUGAAAAGCCUGACGGAUAUCUUUGCCCGUACCUUCCCUACCAACAUCUUGCAUUCAAUUGUAAUCCAGUCAUCAACUUUAGGACCACUACCAAACGACGUGUUUAAUGGAAAAUCUUUUGAGAUUAUUAGCUUCUUAAAUAAUCGUUUGACAUCUUUCGACAACACUGGCAUUUUUACUUCAUCAAAGAGUAGCCUAACAUCGCUCAGCGUGAGACAAGACGCAGAUGACUGGACCUUUAACUUUGCCAACCUUCAGGGCUACAAUUUACUUGCAGAAUUAGAAUUGUCUGGAUACAGUAUGGCAUUAUCAGGAACACUGUCCAGUUCAUCGUUGGCAUCUCUCACGCUCCGAAGCGAUUUACUAUUGGGUUUGCCGUCUCUCGGGACACUACCUGCUCUCUCCAUACUUAAUCUAGACGGAAGUUAUAUUUCAAAUUUGAACGGAAACUCCUUUUCAUCCUUUUCAAGCCUUUCAGAAUUGUAUCUUGGUCACAACAAAAUUGAAGCACUUCCUACUGGGGCAUUGUCUCUAACCGGCAGUGUAAUCCAAGUUGACUUAUCAAGCAAUCUUAUCGACAGCGUUCAGUCAAAUUGGAUCACAGGUGUGUCAUCAGCGACAACAAUCCAACUUGUUAAUAACUACAUCAGCGUUCUGGAUCCCUUAUCGUUCGAAGGAGUCAUUCAGGCUCUUAUGCCAUCAGGGAAAUUACUGUUGGAUGGCAAUCCGCUGACAUGUGGCUGCGAAGUCGCAUGGGUUGUGACCGAUCCUGCCUAUCUAACCGUCGCAAGUGACGCUCGCUGUGUCAACGGAACUCGUCUAACUAAUUUGGAUCCAAAUUACUUUGUUCAAAAUUGUUGAAUUCAUUGAUUUACUAUGUGACCAUCAAUACAAUAAGCAGUUUAAACAUUC
This is a messenger RNA of Daphnia pulicaria, 1080 nucleotides long. RefSeq names its product oplophorus-luciferin 2-monooxygenase non-catalytic subunit-like. Gene Ontology annotation, molecular function: protein binding. The coding region runs from base 1 to 1029 and encodes 342 amino acids. NCBI's taxonomy places the organism in Eukaryota, Metazoa, Arthropoda, Branchiopoda, Diplostraca, Daphniidae. The record is from RefSeq and is a predicted model, not a curated record. The transcript is spliced from 2 exons.